AUGUCCAAUGUCAACCUCGCCGACCCCACCGAACCUCCGUUAGAGGAGCUAUACAUGAAUCUUCUGAACGCACCACCAGGGAUAUACUCGCCGGACGAAUGCCCUAUGCCGACCGGCAACUUGACUCGACAUCAUCCCUCCCAAGGGAGCACCACAACAUCCUCGACCCAUCUCCUGCAUCCACAAUCCCACCCACUACAGCGACAAUCGCCCACCUCCUCCCCGUCCCUGCACCCACAGCAGAAUCCCAGCGAUCUCUCGUCGCUGUGCUGUCCCGCUCACGAACGCAUCGUCCAUCUUCUGCUUCAACGCGGCGCCAAUGUCGAUAUGCAGAAUUCCCGCGGGCAGACCCCGCUGCAUCUGGCUGCGCAGCGGGGACAUCUGGGGAUCGUCCGGUUGCUCCUGAUGGCGCCGCAGCCGGUCGAUGUCAAUGCGCGGGAUCGCUUCGGGUCGACACCGCUGCAUUUGGCGAGUGAGAAUGGGCAUGUUGAGGUCGUGAGGUUGUUGGUCGCGCAUCAUGCCCGGGUGGACGUACGGUCGACGAGGGAAUAA
This is a messenger RNA of Aspergillus aculeatus ATCC 16872, 552 nucleotides long. Its product is annotated as ankyrin repeat domain-containing protein. The record is from RefSeq and is a predicted model, not a curated record. NCBI's taxonomy places the organism in Eukaryota, Fungi, Ascomycota, Eurotiomycetes, Eurotiales, Aspergillaceae. The transcript is spliced from 2 exons. The coding region runs from base 1 to 552 and encodes 183 amino acids. Gene Ontology annotation, molecular function: protein binding.